AUGAGGCAUUUACGACAGUACAGAUUCAAGUGCGAGCUCUGCGACAGAGGCUUCUACUUUCGGUCGCAACUGAAGUACCAUCAGAAACAGCAUUCCAACUCGAACCAGUACCAGUGCGAGCUGUGCUCCCAGUCUUGGAAGUCCUCCUCCACCCUGGCCGCCCACUUGAGGAUCUGUCACUCCGAGCUGUACAGAGACCAGCCCCUGUUCGAGUGCGAUGCCUGCGGCAGGAAGUUCGUCCUGAAGCAGAUGCUGACGAGGCACAACAAGCGCCACCACCGCCAGGACAAGCGCCCCAACCUGUGCGAGAUCUGCGGCAAGUCCUUCACCUCCUCCGCGAGUCUCAAGGCCCACCUGCGGUCCCACAAGGGCGAGAUGUCCGUGGUGUGCGACGUGUGCGGCAAGUCGUUCGUCUCGACGCGGUACCUCACCGUCCACUCGCGGGUCCACACCGGGGAGAAGCCCUACACGUGCGACCACUGCGGCAAGUCCUUCACCCAGAUCUCCUCCAUCAAGAUCCACAUGCGCUACCACACCGGGGAGAGGCCGUACAAGUGCUCCAUCUGCGAGCGCAGUUUCGUGUCGAAGUCCAUCAUGAACCACCAUCUCAAGUCUUUCCAUUCUGUGAACUAA
Messenger RNA from Bacillus rossius redtenbacheri, 633 nucleotides. Its product is annotated as zinc finger protein 679-like. Gene Ontology annotation, molecular function: DNA-binding transcription factor activity; RNA polymerase II cis-regulatory region sequence-specific DNA binding. Lineage: Eukaryota; Metazoa; Arthropoda; Insecta; Phasmatodea; Bacillidae. The record is from RefSeq and is a predicted model, not a curated record. The coding region runs from base 1 to 633 and encodes 210 amino acids. The transcript has a single exon. Gene Ontology annotation, biological process: regulation of transcription by RNA polymerase II.